GGGCGCUAGUGGAAGGAAGCCUCUCGGAGAGGGGGCAGGGCUUUUAAUUUCUUUCCCUCGACGGUUCCCGGUCCCUUUCCUUGUGAGAGCGCGUGGGAAGCAGGUGUGCCGCCGUAGCCGCACCAGGGUAGCACCGCUGCGAUGAAGCCGCUUUGGGGUCUCGGCCUCCUCUGCGUUCUCCUCCUGGCCGCCUCAGUCCAAGCUGAUGAGGUAGAUGUAGAUGGCACAGUGGAGGAUGACCUUGGUAAAAGCAGGGAAGGAUCUCGAACCGAUGAUGAAGUUGUUCAGAGGGAAGAGGAGUCUAUUCAGUUAGAUGGUUUAAACGCAUCCCAAAUAAAGCAAAUUAGAGAGAAGUCAGAAAAGUUUGCAUUCCAGGCUGAAGUAAACAGAAUGAUGAAGCUUAUUAUCAACUCUCUUUACAAAAAUAAAGAGAUCUUCUUGAGGGAAUUGAUUUCAAAUGCAUCUGAUGCUCUAGACAAAAUACGACUGCUUUCACUAACUGAUGAAAAAGCUCUUUUUGGUAAUGAAGAACUCACAAUAAAAAUCAAGUGUGACAAAGAGAAGAAUAUGCUUCAUGUUACAGACACUGGCAUUGGCAUGACUAAAGAAGAACUAAUAAAAAACCUGGGUACCAUUGCCAAGUCUGGUACAAGUGAAUUUCUAAGUAAGAUAACUGAGAUGCAGGAAGAGAACCAGUCAACUUCUGAGUUGAUUGGUCAGUUUGGUGUUGGCUUCUACUCUGCUUUCCUUGUGGCAGACAGGGUUAUUGUCACAUCAAAGCACAACAACGACACUCAACACAUCUGGGAAUCUGACUCAAAUGAAUUCUCUGUAAUUGAUGAUCCUCGAGGAAACAGCUUAGGGCGAGGCACUACUAUAACUCUUGUUCUAAAGGAAGAAGCUUCAGACUAUCUUGAGCUGGAUACAGUUAAAAACUUGGUCAGGAAAUAUUCACAGUUCAUAAACUUCCCUAUAUAUGUGUGGAGUAGCAAGACUGAAACUGUAGAAGAACCUCUUGAGGAAGAAGAAAUGAAGGAGAAGGAGGAGACAGAUGAAGAAGCUGCAGUGGAGGAAGAAGAGGAAGACAAAAAGCCAAAAACUAAGAUGGUUGAAAAAAACUGUAUGGGAUUGGGACUUAUGAAUGACAUCACGCCCAUUUGGCAGAGACCAUCUAAAGAAGUUGAAGAAGAUGAAUACAAGGCUUUCUACAAAUCAUUUUCUAAGGAGACUGAUGAACCCAUGGCUUACAUUCACUUUACUGCUGAGGGAGAGGUGACCUUCAAGUCCAUCUUGUUUGUUCCAACGACUGCUCCACGUGGCUUAUUUGAUGAAUAUGGAUCCAAAAAGAGUGAUUUUAUAAAGCUGUAUGUCCGGAGAGUUUUCAUCACAGAUGACUUCCAUGACAUGAUGCCUAAGUACCUUAACUUCGUCAAGGGUGUUGUAGAUUCAGAUGAUCUUCCUCUAAAUGUAUCUCGUGAGACUCUACAGCAACACAAACUGCUAAAGGUUAUCAGGAAGAAACUUGUCCAAACACUUGAUAUGAUUAAAAAGAUUGCUGACGAAAAAUACAAUGAAACAUUCUGGAAAGAAUUUGGAACAAACAUCAAACUUGGAGUUAUUGAAGAUCAUUCAAAUCGCACUCGUCUAGCAAAAUUACUUCGCUUCCAAACUUCUCACCAUGAGACUGAAUUGACUAGUCUAGACCAAUAUGUAGAAAGAAUGAAGGAGAAACAGGAUAAAAUCUAUUUCAUGGCUGGAUCAAGCAGAAAGGAGUAUUUUAUACACUCGCUUCGUAGGCUGAAAUCUUCACCAUUUGUAGAACGACUUUUGAAAAAAGGCUAUGAAGUAAUCUAUCUGACUGAGCCUGUAGAUGAAUAUUGCAUUCAGGCUCUCCCAGAUGUUGAUAACAAAAGGUUCCAGAACGUAGCUAAAGAAGGAGUAAUUGAGGAGAGUGAAAAAUCAAAGGAAGCCCGUGAAGCUUUAGAAAAGAAUAUGAAACCCCUUCUAACUUGGAUGAAAGAUAAAGCUCUGAAAGAUAAGAUUGAAAAAGCAGUGUUGUCUCAGCGAUUAACUCAGUCUCCAUGUGCUCUUGUGGCUAGUCAGUAUGGAUGGUCUGGCAAUAUGGAAAGAAUUAUGAAGGCUCAGGCUUACCAGACAGGCAAAGACAUUUCUACAAAUUACUAUGCAAGCCAAAAGAAGACAUUUGAAAUAAACCCUAGACAUCCCCUCAUAAAAGACAUGCUCAGACGUAUUCAGGAAAAUGAAGAAGAUCAAACAGUUGCUGAUCUUGCUGUGGUUUUAUUUGAGACUGCUACCCUAAGAUCAGGGUAUCUACUACCCGAUACAAAGGAAUAUGGAGAAAGGGUAGAAAGAAUGCUUCGUCUGAGCCUGAACAUUGACCCAGAAGAAAAGGUGGAAGAAGAACCAGAAGAACCAGAAGAUGCUGCUGAAGAGGUAGAACAGGAAGAGGAAAUAGAAGCUGAUGAAGAUGCUGAAGACAGUGAAUCAAAGGAGCCCACAGAUGUAAAGGAUGAAUUGUAAAGUGCACUCUCACAAAUAGUAUCCUGUGUCUGGGAUGAAGCAGGAAUGUGAACUAAAUUUGUUUUGUUUUGGUUUUUUUUUUCACUGUAAAAUGUUGGGGGGAGGCUUAGGGUUAUGGGCAGGAGAGAAUUUUUUAAGUUGCGUUUUUUAAACAUUCCUCACAAUGUAAAUUUGUACUAUUUAACUGACUACUUGGUGUAAAAUCUUGUCAUGUGUACAAAAUUAAAAUGUUCACACCAUUUGCUGUA
Molecule: messenger RNA, 2789 nt
Organism: Lacerta agilis (Sand lizard)
Lineage: Eukaryota; Metazoa; Chordata; Lepidosauria; Squamata; Lacertidae
Gene: HSP90B1
Product: heat shock protein 90 beta family member 1
Biological process (GO): protein folding
Molecular function (GO): ATP hydrolysis activity; ATP-dependent protein folding chaperone; ATP binding
Source: RefSeq, a predicted model, not a curated record